Betta splendens (Siamese fighting fish) is the source of this 6737-nucleotide messenger RNA. It is a transcript of the gene focad, whose product is annotated as focadhesin. Gene Ontology annotation, biological process: regulation of post-transcriptional gene silencing. NCBI's taxonomy places the organism in Eukaryota, Metazoa, Chordata, Actinopteri, Anabantiformes, Osphronemidae. Bases 905 to 5965 code for a protein of 1686 amino acids. The transcript has 40 exons. The record is from RefSeq and is a predicted model, not a curated record.
CCGUGGGAUCGUCUGUCAGGAAGCGGAGUCGUGGCGUCUGUAGGUCAGAGCAUUUCAUCCAUGUAGCGUUAGGUGGAGACCACACAUUCAUCCUCCGUGUUGAUUUGACUUGACACCUGCUCUACAACGGUGAGCAGAUGCAUCGGGCUCCCCUCGUACCCCCAUCAAGGCCCCUUGGGUGGAUGUGUGAAGUGGUCCUGUUAUUAAGACUUCGCCUGGAUGAAGGAGAAUCUCCCCAGACUGUAUCUCCAGGCUGUAUCCUGUGUAGUGCUGCCCCAACCCCACCCCCCCUUUUAAAUCUGCACUUCUGCCAAGAUCCUGGGGCCUCUUUAAUCACUUACACUGGGUGAUAAAAAGUCUGAGCUGCUUUGUUUCUUUUCCCUUUUUCCCCUCAUGUUUUCUUUCUUUCCCUACAUUUGUUGCGCUUCCCUCUUUUUUUUUCAUCUUACUCCCUCCUCACCUCUCUUCCUCCACAUCUCUAUCCCUCCUUGCUCCCCGCUCCCCAUUGUCCUUUUCUUUCUCACUCUGUCUUGCUUGCUGUCUCUGCUGUCUGAGUCUGUCUGGCGGCCCGAUCCUCCCCGGUGAGAAGAUGAAUGCGUUGGGGGCAGCAGGGUGGCGCCAUUGGCCGGGCAGCCUGGCCAGCCAUUGGUCCUUGUACCUGGCACUGCUGGGUAACUGUAAAUGCUGCUGGAUUAAUGGAGGAUGCAUACUGGUGCCCAUUGUCGGCCGUCUGCUCGCCGCUGCCCUGUGCAAUCUGCCACCGAGACUCUGAGCCACUCCAGCCCCCAGCAGGAUCGGGGCGAGUUCACAGCUCCGUCCGCCACACCAGCUCAUUUCUCAUGAUGAUGUUAAUCUGGCUGUAGGAUUGCAGUGUAGGCCGGCUGUCCCCUGCAGGGUUUCCCACAUGCUCUACUGUCUGCUCAGGAGCAACCCUCACCCAUACAUCACAGCGCUGGAGAACCGGGGGGACUGCUGGCCGGCUCUGCUGCUGGAGAUUGAUGACUUCAUUCAGCAGGCUGCUGACAGGCAUGAGCCAGCCUACAUCACCAUGCUGGCUCCCUUCCUGCGGUACCUGUACUGUGAGCCUCGGAGGCAGCCCCAGCACGCCCUGCUCAGACACAGCCUGCUCAGGGCGCUGCUGCCUUCGCGUCCCGGCGCCGGAGCGGUCGUCCGGGCGGAGGACAGGGGAGAGAGCUCCGCGGUGUCUGACGGCCUCCUGCGCUGUCUCUGCCAGAUGCUUCCACACAUGCAGGUGGACAGCGUGGAGGCCGUCCUGGAGCUGUGUGGGUUUGUUGACGCGCUCCUCCAGGGUCUCCUCCAGGCCCCCGAGGCGUCCUGGCGGAAGGAGCGGGCCGAGCUGCUCCUACAGCUGCUCUGCGCCUGCCACCGCUGCCUCCAGCUGAACGGAGACUGCCGACCGCUCCUCAGCCUCAUGCAGCAGCUCCUGCCCAGCUGCCGACAGGAGCUGCCAGUGGAUGAACUGAUAAUGGGUGUUGCCCUGCUCCUGCUAGACGCCCCUGCAGCUCAGCAGACCAGCCUGCUCCAUCUGGCUCUCAGUUUGACCCCUGAGCGGGGUGAGCUGUGCCCCUGGUUGAGCCCGGUUCUAGUUCUCCCUGUGCUGCAGCUUCGGUCGUGGUCCGACCUCACGGAGCCGCUGACUGACCGGAGGACACACAUGCUCAACCAGAACCUGACCCAACGCCUGCUCCAGAGCAUCAGCAGGCCGAGGGACGGACCUCGACGGGCUGAUCCGCUGCUGGCCCUUCCCCUCAGUCCCUGGUACGCCGAGCUCAGCGUGGCUCUGUCCACCCUGCACAGAGCGGCAGACGAUCCAGCGGCGGCCGCCGACUGGCUGCUGUCGAUCCGCUCGGCGCUGUCAGCCAGCCAGCGUCUGCCGUGCUCCCUCACCCUCAUUGUGACCCAUCUCAUUAUCGCGGGUCAGGACGACGUCUGCCAGCUGGCCCUGACGGCGAGCCAAGCCAUCGCCGCCGCGGAUCCGUGCCAGGUCCCCUCCCUCAUCCCUGUUCUGUUGUUCAGACUGGGAAAGGAACAGAAUCCCGGCCUGGCUCAUGCUGUGCUGAACUGCCUGCCAAACCUCGGGACCCAUAAGCUCUGUGUCCCAGUGGUUCUGCAGACUCUCCACAUGCUGGCCGCUGCCCCCAAGCUGAGAGCUGUGGCAAUGCGGCUCAUGACCGCCCUCUGGAAGAAACAGGAUCGAGUCUAUCCAGAGCUGCAGCGUCUGUUAGGUCAACAUGGCAGCAGUGUGGUGAUGGGGAGGGACGCCCAGUGGGAGCAGGUCCUGGCCAGGGCUGCCUGUAUCAGAGAUAUCUGCACAGAGAGGCCUUACCAGCAUGGAGGGGACAUGCUGGCUGCCAUCACGCUCACUCUGAAGCAGUGCACCCGACCAGAUGUGGCCAUUCCUGCUGCUCUCGCCCUGCAAGGACUACGGGGACUGUGUCAGGCUGAGGUGGUGGACAUUAUCUCUACGUGGAGGAGUGUGGGUCCUGAGCUCAGCGGUGACUCCCGUCCGCUGAUGGUCCAAGCCAUAGCUGAGCUGCUGGCGCUGGUUCCUCAGCUCACCGUCAAAUCAGAGGACUAUGAGAAUCUGAAAGAGGAGGUGGUCGCGUUUCUGUGGAAAUACGCUGUGAGCAAGGAUCCAGGCGUGGCCAGCUGUGGUUACAAGGCUUUGGCAAACUUUCCCGAAGCGGCCCACACAAUAACUUUCCUUCCUGAGGCUGCCAGACCACCUGCAAAACCUUCCCAAGAUAAAAGCGAUGAGCAGAGGGAGGAGGAGGAGGAGGAGGCGAAGGACCUGUCUGUCCCAGGUUCAUCUUAUGUGAAGCUGUUGUCUCUCACUCCCAUAACCGUUCUGCCAGCAUUUGAGCUCCUCCUAACGUCGCUGGUGAAGCAGGAGAUGAGUCAGAUGCCGAGGGGGGUGUACUUCUCUGCCCUGAGGGGUGGGAACCUGCGUUCAGACCAGGGGAAGACGGUGGCUGGAAUCCCAUCCUUCAUGCUGAAGACAUACGAGAAAAACAAGCAGCCCGGGCUAAAGCCUGGACUGGCAGCUGGAUUGCUGCACUGUUAUGAGAUACCCGCACAAACGGACCGUGAUGGGAAAGCGAUCGAUCGCCUCCUCAUCAGCCGCAGCCGCAGCUACCAGCAGAUCCUGACGGCCCUCAUUCACGAAGUGAACAUUCAGCCGUCUGAGUGGCACCGAGCUCUGCUCCUACCCCAAGCAUGGAGAGGGUUCAUGAGGCGAGCUUUCCACGCUGUCCUGCAGGGACGACGUGCGGACUUGGAAAUGCAGCAGAAACAAGGCAAAGAGAACCCAGCGGAGGUGCAGUACAAGCUCCACUGUGCCUGGCUGUGGGCCAGAGAUCAGCUCACAGACGUCAUAAAAGCUGCUACAAAGGACAGCCCUGUAGUUCAGGGAAACUCCAUCUUGGCUCUGAGCGGUCUGGCCGCUGUCCUCGCUAAAUAUGAGAGCAACCUGCCUGCUGACAGCGACGGCAGCCUCGGGGCUGGACCGGAGUUUGUGCCCACAGCCAGCUGGUUGGCCAUGGUGUCUGACACGCUGCUGAGUAUCAUCAGCAGCAGCUACAAGGCCCGAGGACAGGUUUUCCCCUGGUUCCUGCACCGCUCCUACUCGGGCGAGAACACGGCCAGCGCCAUCGCUCGCUCCUGUGCCAGCCUGGCGCUGUCUCUGCUGGUCCCGGUGCUGGUGGUCUGGCAUAGGGACGGCCUGGGGCAGGUCCUGCUGGCGCUGCAGGCCGGCCUGCCGGGCUCGCCCUCUGCCGACGACUCCCAGGCCGUUCAGUUCCACUCUGGCCUCGCGCUGGGCAUGGUGCUGUCCAGCCUGCACCACCAACGCCUCAGUGACGUCUCUGUUCAGAAGGACACAGAUCUUCUGGUCAACUCUCUGGAUGCUCUGGAAAUGUGCUCCUUCAACCCCAACCUGGAGUACAAUACUGGUUGCGUUCUGGGUCUGGGUCUGGUGCUGGCAGCUCUCGGCUGCAGUGGACAAAAAGAACAAUGCGUGCGUGUCAGCCAGACGCUGGACAGACUGUUGUCCCAGCUGCAGGACAGCAGUGGGCAGGGCCGCAUGCAGCAGGAGGUCCUGGCGUACACGGUGGCAUGUGUGGGGGUCUCGGCGUUCAGUGGGAGCCUCAUCGACGCUGCCAAGGCUGAGGAGGUCAUGAACACCGUGCGCACCCUGACUGAGGAGAGCCAGCAGACCCCAGGUUUCUCCCUGGCCUUAGGUUUCGUGGUCCACGGCCUGUCGACGUCCGGUCAUGGCAAGGCAGAGGACCUCCAGCCUCGACUGCUGGCUGCUUGGAUUAAGAUCUUGCUCGCUGAGGGUUGUCCCACCAUGCAGCGUUUGGCUGCUGUCAAUGGCCUGGUGGCCUUAGUCGGUUCUGAGAGUUACCUCAUCCAGAUGAACAGAGAGUUGGAGCUUUCCUCUCAGCAGCAGAGCAGGCUCAACGAGGUCAUACGGGCUAUUACACAGAUCAUAACGUUCUCAGGAGCCAUUGGUUUACAGUCCAACGCAGCGUGUCUGGCAGGUCAUCUGCACUUGGCCCACGUGUCGACCAGUCACAGUCACACGGCAGUUCCUCUGGAUUUCAGUUACCUCCCAGAGAAAAGUGUCAUCAGGUCCAUCAUCGAUUUUGUCACAGAGGCUGGAAAAAAAGGUCCAGAGCUCUCUCAUCCAGAAGUGGUGAGGACUGCCGUGACCUCCCUGGCAUCAGUUGGAGCUAGUUUCCAGUACCCACCCGUCAACUGGAGCUCUGUCCUGUCGCCUCUGAUGAGACUCGGCUUUGGAGCAGAUGUCCAGCAUCAGUGUGUGGCGCUGGCAGCGAGUCAAGUCCAAUCUUCCCAGAGUGCAUCUCUCCUCCUGCGUUCCUGGCUUUCACCGCCACUCGUGCACAGCCUCAGUCUCCAGACCCGGGCCCAUCUAUACGAGACCCUGGGCUCGUGGAUGAAGCAUGUUGCUGAGGACAAACUGCAGGUGUACUUGGAGACUCUGGGCCUGCAGCAGUUCCAGGAGGAGCUUCGACCCCAGCGCUUGCCCGUGUGCCGCUCCCUGCUGCAGGGCCUCGCUCAGGCCAUGGCCCUGCCAAACCCCCCCAGCAGCUGCUGGAGCCUUCUCUGCUCCACCACCGAGAAGCUCUUCAACCUGCUGCCCAACCACAUCCACGAUGAUGAAGUGGAUUUGUAUGUGGGAAUCUCCAAAUGUCUCUCUGAGAUGUCUGACACGGAGAUUGAGCGAAUCACUCGUGUCACAGAGGCUCAGAUGGAGAAGAGCUGCUUCGUCCUCACCUACCUGGCCUCUCAGGGCCGGGUCCCCCUCCUGGGUCUCAACGACAUCAUCGCCGGCGUGCUCCGCGGUUGGCCGAGCUGCAGAGUCGGCUGGCUCCUCCUGCAGGCGCUGUAUCAGUGUCGCCUGGCUGCCGGCGCCAUUACAGGCGUCUCCAAGCGAAUGGAGUGGCUUCUGGAGCUGAUGGGCCACAUCCGAAAUGUUGCCUAUGGUGCCAAGGCCGUCACCUGUGGAAACACCAGACUGGCGACAGACUUCCUGUUCCAGGUCUUCGCUGCGGCUGUAGUUUCGUGGGGCGACCACUUCAUGCCCCUCCUCCUUGGCAUCAGGGCCCAGCUGUUCCCAUGGCAACAGGGCUCCAGGCCGUCACCUCUAGCUCACAGUCUGUACGGCGCGGAGUCGCUCACUGACCAAGCCUUGCCCCGGUGCCUGCUGGGAAUGCCCCACAGCCUGGCUCUGCUCCUGAACAAAGAGCCCUGGAGCAGCCAGACGGACAAGUUCAUCGACUGGCUGUUCAGCAUCACAGACGGUCCUGAGCAAAACCUAUCAGCUUCCACCAUCAGCACAGCCAGAGGUGCCCUGUUGGCCCUGAAGUCCUCCGCUGAGUUCAAGAAGAAAGCUGUGUGGACCCGAACCUGUGGCUGGUAGCUCAGAGUUACCUUCAGCCUGCUGUUACCAUGGCGACGGGCGUGAAUGUCUUCAUAUGGAGAUUUGUCACCUGCAAACUGCAUCUUUUAUUUUCGUUGCCACCUUCCUCAAACGUGUGGAGGCGCACAGUGAUAGAAACUGCUCCUGAAGCUCCACUUGGGACUUCUGGCUUCAGGGUCUCUCUGUUUUUCUUUUUUUUUUUUAUAUAUAUCAGGUCCAGUGCAGUUCAGGCCUUUUUGAGUGUCAUUGCCUUUUCAUCUUCUUACUCCAUUUCUCCAGUUGGUCCUGUCGCUCCUUCAGCAGCUGCCAGACUGUUACACAGGCUCCUGAAAUGACAGCACCCCUGUUACAGGCUGGGACCAGUGAGUUGGUGCACAGGUGUCUGCGUGGGGUGGGGGGGGGGGGGGGGGUUUGUCCAUGUGGCUGCUAAAAGCUGCUCCUUAUUGUAAACUAAAACUAAAUACUGAUCAGAGAGAAAGUCAGAAUUCACCUGCAAACCAAACACCUGCUGUAGUUGCAAGAGGAUCACCUACAGCAGCCUAUACAGCAUAUUAGUGUGAAAACACAAACCUACCGGUCACUUCAGCCGUUUCAGUGGCACGUGGGCUUCACACUAAGAAGCUAUUGUGUCUGCAGUGGCAGUGUUUGUGCAGUGUUUCACACGUGUUUACACUGUAGCCGUCAGCAUCUUCUGCUAGCAUUUACACAGCUUUCGUUCCUCCGCUGGUCAUUCAUUUCAAUAAAUCAUUUCAUGGCCUGAGGAGCUGCUGAA